Closterium sp. NIES-65 is the source of this 483-nucleotide messenger RNA. The record is from the annotation of a GenBank genome assembly. NCBI's taxonomy places the organism in Eukaryota, Viridiplantae, Streptophyta, Zygnematophyceae, Desmidiales, Closteriaceae.
AUGGAGAUGAGGCUGAGGGCGCUGGAAGGGCAGCUGGAGGAGACACGGAGGGGACUGGAGGAGGCUGAGAGGCGCCGAGCAGAGGAGAUGUCAAUAGUGAGAGGGGAAAUGUUAACAGUGCGAGGGAGACUAGUGAUAGUAAGAGGAGAGCUGGUGACAGUAAGGGGGGAAUUAGCUGUCAUGCUCAUGCCCUUCCAUUUCUUGCCCUUCCCUUCCUCGCCCUUCCCUUUCUCGCCCUUCCCCUCCCUCGCCCUUCCCCUCCCUCGCCCUUUCCCUCCCUCGCCCUUCCCCUCCCUCGCCCUUUCCCUCUCUCGCCCUUCCCCUCCCUCGCCCUUUCCCUCCCUCGUCCUCUUCCCCCCUCACCCUUCCCCUCCCUCGCCCGCCCCUCUCUCUCCCGCAAACCUGAAGCUGCAAUGGGGCAUGCGAGUGGGUGCAGUUGGGUGGGAGCGUGCUGAUGGCAGGGUGCUCAGCGGCUCAGCCUGA